This is a messenger RNA of Bacillus rossius redtenbacheri, 2561 nucleotides long. RefSeq lists its product as uncharacterized. Lineage: Eukaryota; Metazoa; Arthropoda; Insecta; Phasmatodea; Bacillidae. The record is from RefSeq and is a predicted model, not a curated record. The transcript is spliced from 9 exons. Bases 5 to 2026 code for a protein of 673 amino acids.
CGCGAUGUUGCCGCUGGUGGCGCUGGCGGCGGUGUUGGCAGCCCUGCUGCUGCUGCGAGGCGCUUCCCCCGGCCAGCCCGUGCUAGGGGUGUACAGGCGGCCAGGGAGGUGGUACCUGCUCAAGUACGCCCUCGUGCGGCUCGCGCUGCAGUGGAGGAAGCUGACAGCCGGCUCCAGGGAUGGAGGCAAGUCCAGCGGAAAGCAAGUCGGCUAUGGCAUGACGGCGCUCGACUCGGCUGAGAAAAUGGACGCCGCACAACCUCUCUCGGAGCACCCGAAUGCGUUCGAUGCAGUAUUCUUUGCCGGGGCCAGCGCAGACGGCUACUACCUCGUGAUCGCCACGGACAGAAGAAAACACGGCGUUGUCAAUGCCAUGGGCUACUUGGUGACGCCGGACAGAGGCCUGCUCUGCAGCAGCAAGCUGCCGGACACCGUGCUGUUCGGGGCGCGCGAGGGGCAGUUCGGGGCCGAGGGCUUCCUGGCGACCCCGGUGCAGCCCAUGAGGACGUGGAGGGUCGCGUACCACGGCCACAUGUGGAGUGAGGCUGAUCCGACAAAGAAGUUUCACGUGAAGAUAGACGCUGAGUUCACCUCUAGUUGGGGCUACUUCAACUGCGACACCGAUCUUCAUCCUUCAGUUCUGUGCAGAGCAAUAUCCACAGAGCCCUGGUCCACGGAAUACUUCAAUAACUUGAAACAGGCUCAUCAGACACACUACGAACAAAUGGGAAUCAUGAAUGGUACAGCUAUUGUCGACGGUGAUAAACAUCAGCUUGAUUUGAAAGUUUUCCGUGAUCACAGUUUCGGUCACAAGCGCGACUGGAGUCUGUUCCACCGCUACGUCCUGCACGUGAUGUUCCUGGAGAACGACCUCCGGGUGGCCGUGGUCGUGGUCUCUCAGCCGUGCACCUUCUCCAGGUUGGAAAGCGGGUUCGUGAACACACCUGAAGGCGACAUACACCCACUGGAGUGGUGCGACUUUGAGCUCUAUCAGCACGGCGAAGGAGGAACACCGCCCACAGACUACGCCUUCCAGUUCAAAGCAGGUCUGGUCGCCGAGAGCGGCGCUGUUGCAAGCGGCCAGGGAAGGAAGAUGGAGGUGGCGGUGGUUAGACACUCCUCGACCCUGAGACCCGAGCCCUACCUGGGCGACCUGACCUUGUUCCUGGACCUGCUCGGGCGCUCGCCCCGGGUCGCGCGCGUCCAGACGGUGGCCUGGGACGACCCGCUAGUCGACUGGGCCUCGUUCACGCACUUCCUCGUCACGUCGACCGUCAGCUACGCGCCGGUGCUCGCGGACUUCCUGCGGUGGCUCGACCUGCUGGAAGGUCUCUUCACCGCCGAGGGCCUGUCCCGGAGGAUGUUCAACCCGCCGGAGGCGCUGCGCUGGAACUCCUCCAAGACCUACCUGCGGGAGCUGCGGGCCAGGGGCGUCGAGCUGCCGGAGACUGUCUGGCUGCGCGGGGUCCGGGACCUCGUGGGCUGGCACCCGGGGGAGGUGUUCGGCGAGUCGGGCGAGGUGGUGGUGAAGGACGUGGUCGACGAGAGCGGGCAGACGGCGUGGAGGUGCCGCCUGGAGGGGGGCCAGCUCCCGGGGUGGGCCCGCGCCAGGCUCCAGAAGCAACUGGAAGCUUCCUCCGGGAGGGACGGGACCAUGGUGCAGGCGUUCCUCAGGAGCAUCCUCCUGGAGGGGGAGUGGUCGCUGGUGUUCCUCGGCGGCCAGCUGAGCCACGCCGUGCUGAAGAGGCCCGGCGCGGGGGGAUUCCGCGUGCAGCGCCGGCACGGCGGCGGCUUCCGCCCGGUGCACUCCAGGGACGUCCCUGCAGACGUCGCCGAGUUCUGCGCCCGGGCGCUGGCGGCGCUGCCGUUCGCCAGGCCCCUGCCGUUCGCGCGGGUGGACGCGGUGCGAGGCGACGAUGGACGGCCCUGCCUCAUGGAGGUGGAGGUGCUGGAUCCGUGUCUCUACCUCGCGGAGCCCGGGCAGGCCAGGAGGCUCUUCGACGUGUUCAUGAGCUCCGCGGGGUGACUGGACCUCCAUGGCGCGCGCUCCUUCCUCGCCGUAUCACCGCAACUGCCACUGGACAAGGGCGAGGUACUGUCCCUGCCCUGCCGCGGCAGCAGACUUCAAUUCAAGUUUACACGUUUUCUCACGAGCACCUUGACGAACGCAUUCUGCAACAUGCUUUUCUGUAAGUUCGAUAUUCCCAGGCACGUAGCUAGAAAAUAGGUCCAUACAUCUCCGGGUUUAGAACACAAGCAAAGACAGCAUACCUAACAAAAUUAUAGCUAAAUACGUUUACACAGAGAAAAAUUUAGGAAUCAUUAAAAUAUUUAGUGGGCUAAAAUAAUUUAUUUCAACCCCAUUACUGCCCGACAUGGCUUCGCGCACAGAAUUGGCUUGAAUUGUGUUUGAAAGUAGUCUAUAUUAAAUGCCGGUCUAAUUAUUACUGUAAGCGUGUAUUUCACACAAACAUGAAUUGUGUUUAGUGUAUUUGGUAACAUUUGUAAGUAUUUAUGACUUGUUUUAACAAAAUUAAAUAUAUUACUAAGAACAAAGUAUU